Messenger RNA from Diabrotica balteata, 2940 nucleotides. The record is from the annotation of a GenBank genome assembly. Lineage: Eukaryota; Metazoa; Arthropoda; Insecta; Coleoptera; Chrysomelidae.
GUAUCAUAAGAAUGACACAAUUCUUACUGUCAAAUCUGUGUUCUAUUUUUUUAAUGUCUCAAUUGUAAUUUGUUAAUGUCUACUAGAAAGAAUGUGGCGAAAAUGUCCACAACAACCAAAACAACCAAAAAGGUGCCUUCUACAACAUCCACAACUUCAUCAAAGGUUAGAGAAAAUAGCAAAGACAGGAAGAAGAAAAUGGAACUGCAAUCAUCGGAAAAGAGCAAGUUAAAAACAAGCGUACGACCGAAAAUUUCGGAAAAAAUAGUUAAACCAAGCGAAUCAAAAUCAAAACCAGACGUCAAGUCAACAAUGCCGAAAAAACGAAAACCAGAAGUGCCUGAAACGCCGUCUAGUAGUAGAGUAGCUACUUCUCAGUUUUUUCCUUCAAAGAACAUGUACUCUAACGCUCUUAAAUCUAAAGAACCUGCUAAAAAAGUUACGGAACCAACUGUAAAGAAAGUAUCCAAAACCAUUGAAAGUUCAAAACCAACGAAGACUGUCGAAAAAAGAAGUCAAGACAAACCUAGUGGAAGAUUGGUCAAACCCGCGCAUUCCAAUAUCGUUAACAGUACAGUUUCUGAUAAUAGAUCGUCAGAGUAUCCUUCACUGGAAGAAAAUAAAUCUGUAUAUACAUCACCAGAUUCAAGCACGAUAUCUGAACGACCAAAGACUGCCACUUUAAGAAAGGGAAGUAUUGUCAAUACUAAUAUCGUCGGCCCUGAUGUACCUCAAGUUCGGAUAGAUACGAUUAAAGAAAAGAUGACGAAAUUAAAAUCGCUCAGUCCGAAAUCUGAGACUUCGGAAGAAGAUAAAUACGAAGAUGAUUUUGAAUCAUACGAAUCAGAUUUUGAAGUAUAUUCAUCUUCGAGUUCGACCAACUUAGACAACAUUUCUGUAGAAGACACCAGCAGUAGCUCGUCAACGACGAGUUUAGAAGAAUUCAAGACCAAAGAAACCGGUUCUGGUCAAAGAAGAGUGCAGUCUACAGGUAGCGAUGAAGAGCGAAAACAUGAUUCAGGUCAUUUUGAAAUGGCUGACUUUAAACAUAGACAGAUUUUGGAUAAUAUAAAAGAAUCUAUAGAAAAAGAAAAUACAAAUUUAGUUUUAGCCAACAACAACAACCCCGCUUCUUUAUCAGACGAGGGUUUCGAGGAACAAAAAUCUCUACAAUUUAUAAACUUCUUAGAUGCAAAGAAAAAGUACGAACGUAGAAAAAGUAUAGAAACCAAACGAAAACGAGGAAAAGAAAUUCUUAGCAUGAUAAGACUAGAUUCUUGUAAUUUUACCUUAUUUGAGUUAGCUCCUGUUCCUUAUGAAACCUUCAUAAAGAAUUAUGGAAGAGGAAAUACGAUUCAAGUUUUCUGUCAAACGGGAGAUGACGACGUAGACGAAGAGGUUCAAACCGACGAUAUUGGUUAUAGGACGAAGUGGACUCAAGAACCUUCUGCAUUCACAAAUUUUGAUCAGUCUAUUCCCAAUUUUUGGGAAGUUUACAAAAGUGAAUUUUUGGGCGUCGGUAGUGAUGAUAUUGUCUCACGUAAUACAGAUAAAACAACUAUCAAUGAAAACUCUUUAAAUAGGUUCAUUUUGUCAGCUGGGGAACUGAUGUUAAGAAUCCAAGAAGAAUCUGUAACAAAUGUCAAUAGUUCUCUGCAGAAAGAUAAGAACUCGUCACCAUUUAGCGAUGGUUACUAUAAAUUUAAUACAAGCGAAGAUAUUUUUGCAGGCAGUGAAGUAUCUUCUGUAUAUUUUUCCUGUGAUAUUAGUAAUAGGUUGGUCACAGUCCAUACAAAGAAGCGGACAAGUGUGGUAGCCCUCUGGAAUGUUUUUAACUGUAAUGAAGCAGAGGUUAUAUUAAGACCUUAUGGUAUUGUAAGCUGUUGUUCUUUGGGAGUUAGACACUCUGAGCUAAUUUUUAUGGGCAUAGAUGAUGGCACCAUUUUGGUAUGGGAUAUAAGGCGCAAAAUAUUCAGUAAGUCCAAUGUAGAAAUAAGUGUACCUCUUUUUUGUACUGACAUCAAUUCUGGUCACCUGACCAAGAUUGUAGCCUUACAUCAUCUGGAUAUGUCAUCCGAGGAAAAUACUUACAAGAAUCAAGCUAAUGAGCUCUGUAGCUUGGAUGAAGAUGGCGAAAUAAUUCUAUGGACAGUUAUAAAAAAGCAAUUGGAGGAAAACAAGUCUGAAAAUAACCUCGAAGUAGUUCUAGUAAAAAAUACUAACAUAUCUUUGAAGAUUUUACAUCCCAAUUUACCGGAUUUGCAAUGUACUGAUUUUAUCACUAGUCACCAAAACACGAAUUACCUUUUUAUAUCUACUAAUUAUGGUUUUAUAAUUCACCAUCUUGUGAAAGGGGGAAGAAGUAAUGUAAGGAAAUUUCUUCCAGGUUCACAGUCAAUAGCAAAAUGUUUAGGAAGUUGUCCUUUUUCGUCUGAAUAUUUUCUCGCUGGCUACGAGAACGGCAACAUUAACAUUUAUUCAAGAUCAUCAGAAAAACCGUUAAUGACUUUAUCAGAUAAAGACAACAGCAUUCAAUACUGCCCUAUCGAUUUGAUCCAGUGGUCUAAGAAUAAACCUGUAGUGUUUUACACCAAGGAUGCCAAAAAUAGAAUAAAUAUUUGGGAUUUAAAUGAAAGUGAUAUGUUUCCAGUUUUUUCUAUUCCAUUUCAGGAAGAAAUCUCUUGCAUGAAGCUAUCUCCUGUGUGUGAAGAUAUAGAAAAUGGAAAAUCUUAUUUGGCAAUAGGGACAAAGACUGGUUCACUAUAUCUUCACCAACUAAAUGAAGAGCACGGUCAACAAAAUAGCCAGGUGUAUGAGAAGAGUGUAAAGACAUUUUUAAAUUACGUUAAUAGGUUAUAACAGUUACGUUAAUGAAAUGUUGAGAUAUUUGUUAAGGUUUGGUAAAGAUUGUUUGAGUUUAAAAAUAUAUAGUUCAUAUCU